UGUGCCGUGAGUGGGUGAGCGUUGUGUCUAACUCCCGGGUCGGAAUGAGUGGGUCCACCAAAACUACCUGUCAACCAGGUCCUGAACAACGCCAGAACCACCAUCAUAUUAACUUGCUGAAAUUGAAAUGAAUAUCCUUCCAAGAAUCCAUGUACGUGUCGAACGAUAAGGCGGUGGAAAUGAGAGGGUAGACCUGCCUCGUGUGGUUAUGCCGAGAUUCCAUUUGGCGUCAACUCUUCUUCUUCUUCUCCUCUCCAGUAUCGUGUCAGCCUCCCACCCCCUCGCCCUCGAGCUCGCCCUGCCCUCCCUCCCCACCAGGCGGACCCUUCAACACACCUAUGACGGACGGAAACCGAAGCAAUACUUACGCCAAAACUUAUUUAUCGAAAUAUAUUUUUUAUAAUGACGAUAGUGAGAGAAACAGUGGUAUAGAAAUGAUUAGUGAUAGUGUAGAUACAUUCUGUGGCAACUGUUCCUUCAAGAGGACCACCUUUCCUGUGCUCCCUCCUCGAAAGUAUGGGCUGGACAUGGCCCCAUGGGGAUGGCAAAGUGACGGGGCGCUCCCGUUCUACCGCGUGCGCAGUGACAUCCAGAGGUCCCCAGAUAAAGCGAUUACCAUCCUCGGACUGUUCGAACUGUCGACCGCGGCGGGGGAGAGGGCGGAGGGUCGCAGUGAACUGGCAGCAGCUCUUAUGGCCAUCAAACACGUAAACCAGAGGAGACUCCUGGGAGACUACCAGCUUCGCAUACUUACCAAUGAUACUAAGUGUGACCCAGGGGUGGGAGUAGACACUUAUUUCCACGCGCUCUACACCCACACACACACCAGGAUGCCGUUCCUCCUCGGUUCAGGGUGUUCUCAAGUGACGGAGAGUCUGGCGAAGAUCACUCCGUAUUGGAACAUGGUGCAGGUAUCCUUCGGGUCCACGUCACCAGCGCUGAGUGACCGCCGAGAGUUCCCGCUGUUUUAUCGCACCGCAGCCCCAGACUCUGCUCACAACCCCGCGCGCCUCGCCUUCAUCACCAAGUUCGGCUGGGAGACUGUCACCGCCCUCAGCCAGAACGAGGAUGACUACACUCUGGCUGUGAACGACCUGGUGACACAGCUGGAACAAGCGAACAUCACCUGCAGAGCGACCAUCACGUUCGCCGAGACUGACUUCGACGAGCAGCUCAACAUGCUGAAGGAACUCGAUACCAGAAUAAUUAUUGGAAGCUUUUCUCAUCGUGUUGCUCCCAAAAUAUUUUGUGAGGCCCACAAACUGGGAAUGUUCGGCGCCGACUAUGUGUGGAUCCUGCACGGCCACCCGGACCAACAGUGGUGGCGCAACCAGUCCCGGUGUUCCCACAGGAACAUGGCUGCCGCUGUGGAGGGCCUCACGAUCGUCUCUAGCCACAAUUCCAUCAUCGGCAACAAGCCGUCCAUCUCUGGCUUGAGGAAUGACAGGUUCGUCUCCUCACUGCCUACGCCACAAAGCAGCUUCGUACACCAGACCUACGACGCCGUGUGGGCCAUCGCCCUCGCCCUAAAGAAUUCUCACCUGAACCUCUCGCACUACGAUUAUAGCCAGACGCAAAUGGCACAUCGUCUGUCCCACACCCUCGGCAACCUCAGCUUCUUCGGCAUAUCGGGCCCUGUUUCGUUCAGUGGGGCAGACCGCGUUGGAGUUUCAGCUUUUCACAGAGUACAAGGUGGGAAGGUUGUGCGGAUAGCGCUGUUCGAUCCCACAACCAACACACUAGACUUUGCCUGCGAGGGCUGUGUGCGCAUCGUCUGGCAGGGGUCGCAGGUUCCGAUCGCUGAACGAGUAUUCAAGCUCCGAGUAGUAACCAUCCAGCCGGCAGCCUUCCUCGUGGUGGCCUCACUGGCCUCUGUGGGCAUCACGCUAGCCUGCGCCUUCCUUGCCUUCAAUCUCUACUUCCGCCGGCUCAAGUACAUAAAGCUGUCCAGUCCCAGACUCAACAACAUGGCUGUGGUAGGCUGUAUACUAGUGUAUACUGCUGUUAUCCUACUGGGCUUGGACCAUGCCACUCUGCCUUCUAAAGCUGCCUUUCCUACAGUGUGUACUGCCCGGGUGUACCUAUUGUCUGCUGGUUUCUCUCUUGCCUUCGGUUCCAUGUUCACAAAGACCUAUAGAGUGCACAGGAUUUUCACCAGAAGUGCCAGCGGUGUUGUUAAAAACAAGCUCCUACAAGACACGCAGCUUAUCUCGCUGAUCUGCGUGCUGCUGGUGAUAGACGGGCUGAUAGUAACCCUUUGGGUGGCCGUAGACCCUAUGCAGAGGCAAUUACGCAACCUCACACUCGAGAUCAGUUCCACAGACCGAAGUGUCGUCUACCAGCCUCAGGUGGAGGUGUGUGGGUCGCAGUUCACACACAGCUGGCUGGGAGCUCUCUAUGCUUACAAGGGGUUGUUGCUGAUAGUGGGUGUCUACAUGGCAUGGGAGACCAGACACGUCAAGAUCCCGGCUCUGAACGACUCGCAGUACAUCGGCCUGAGUGUGUACAGUGUGGUGAUCACUAGCGCACUCGUGGUUGUCCUUGCCAACCUCAUCUCCGAGCGUGCGACGCUCGCCUUUGUCACGAUCACAGCCCUCAUACUCACCUCCACCACAACCUCGCUUUGUCUGCUCUUCCUGCCCAAAAUACACGCCAUCCUGCACAACCGCGACAGCACUGCUGACCCCGUCACUUACAGCAUGGGCCUCAAGAUCGAAUGCAACACCAGGAGGUUUCUAAUAGACGAUCGGCGGGAGGUCUACUACAGGGUUGAGGUCCAGAACCGAGUUUACCGGAGAGAAAUAAGUGUCCUGGACAACGAGAUCAGCAAGCUGGAGAAAGCCUUGACCAGUGACCAGUCUGUAGCUUCCAGCUCUCACUCCUCCGUGGUCUCUCGCAAGGAAGAUCCGCCACCGCCCAGGGGACCUCUGCCACCAACGUCUGUUGGAGGUACAUUGCCGAUGCUGCUGCUGUCAGUGCUGCCACCUGUAAUACCUCGAGCUAGCUGGCCAAGUGCAGAGCAUUGUGUGCUGAGUCACGGGGUUACCUUCAGCUCUGAACCUCACCUAGACGAAGUGGCACAAGGCAGCCAGGGGUCCCUAAGAGGUGAUCCAGGGGAGGACCCUAGCAAGCUGUCUGUUUUUGGCAAGCUGCUGAACAUGUUGGGUCCAAGCAGAAAGACUUCCUCAGUUUCAUAUGCCGGAGGGACUGGCGGUAUCGCUGCCGCCCUUAAGGUUCACAUGGGAUACAUUGCCGGGUUAGUGCCCAGCAACAAGAGUCGCUCGAGUAGCUUGGACUCUUCCAAUACUAGCAGGUAUUGCGUCAAGAAAGACGACGAAGAAGUUUGUUCAAGAAGGAUAUCCAGGAUGUUCAGCAGAGAAGAUAGUGACGAAGACAGCCCCCAAACCCAUGCUCGAUCUUCCCAGUCACUUUCUCAUAGGGUUUCUUUCUCCAUUCAGCACCAGAACUCUCAACCGGUCCUAAAAGUACGGGGAUCCCCUAGGUUCCCCCAUAGAAUCGUCCCCACUUGCAGCCUGGAUGCUCUGGAGGAACGCCUCAAGACAGGAAAUCUGGAGCCUGAUUUCUCACGCAAGAAUAAUCACUUCCAGCCACAACGUAACUGCCAGCCCCCGCAUCGUUCCAAGUGCAGAUCCUUAGAGGAUGCCAGCAGUCCUGGGGAGGAGAUCAGUCGAUCUAAUCCACAGAUGGUUACUGAGACUGACCCUCAGUAAUUGUGUUAAUUUACUGCUUUCCUUUAGAAUUAAAAUAAAAAAUUAGGGAAUAUUUUUGAAAGUAUAUUUUUUAUAGGUAUAAUGAAUUCAGUAUUAUAUUUUAGAAAGGAACAAUAAUAAAUUGUGAUAGUGCAGAUUGGUGAAAGAUUAUAUCAGAUGAAUGGUAAAGAGCGAAUGAAUGAUAUCAACUGAAUUUGAUAUAUGAAGGAUAAAUGUUAUUUGUAUUGAUUUCUAUCAGGUUUUGUAAAUAAAAUGAUAUGUUUAAACAAUUUCCAAUCUUCUGUAGUAUUAGGUAAAAUAAAAAUAAUUAAAAACAUGAUAAAAAUGUGUAAAGUUUUAUUAACUUAUAAAAAUGCUCUCUCACUGUUUUAAUUGUAUGUUGUAGUGCCACUUUGUAAAACUUCAUUAAAACACUCACACACUAAAAAUAUUUUAUA
Messenger RNA from Homalodisca vitripennis (glassy-winged sharpshooter), 4168 nucleotides. It is a transcript of the gene GABA-B-R3, whose product is annotated as gamma-aminobutyric acid type B receptor subunit 2. Lineage: Eukaryota; Metazoa; Arthropoda; Insecta; Hemiptera; Cicadellidae. Gene Ontology annotation, biological process: G protein-coupled receptor signaling pathway; gamma-aminobutyric acid signaling pathway. Bases 339 to 3731 code for a protein of 1130 amino acids. The record is from RefSeq and is a predicted model, not a curated record. The transcript has 19 exons. Gene Ontology annotation, cellular component: G protein-coupled receptor heterodimeric complex; membrane. Gene Ontology annotation, molecular function: G protein-coupled GABA receptor activity.